Nycticebus coucang (slow loris) is the source of this 7911-nucleotide messenger RNA. It is a transcript of the gene KCNA1, whose product is annotated as potassium voltage-gated channel subfamily A member 1. The record is from RefSeq and is a predicted model, not a curated record. NCBI's taxonomy places the organism in Eukaryota, Metazoa, Chordata, Mammalia, Primates, Lorisidae. Gene Ontology annotation, molecular function: delayed rectifier potassium channel activity; protein binding. Bases 1099 to 2586 code for a protein of 495 amino acids. Gene Ontology annotation, cellular component: synapse; neuronal cell body; dendrite. The transcript is spliced from 2 exons. Gene Ontology annotation, biological process: protein homooligomerization; potassium ion transmembrane transport.
UGAUCUUGCAGCGCCCAGAAAUGGACCGAGCGGACCCGCAGCCGCUCGCACCCUGCCGGACUAGGAGCUCUUGAAGGCUCCCGGCGCGCCGCGGAGCCUCGGCGAGGUCCACGCUGGGGUGCAGAGAGCAGAGGGGACUGCAGAGCCAUGUAGAUCCACGGUUUUGUCCGCCCGCCUCCUUGGGGAUCGAAUCAAGGGCUCCCACAGUGUUAGGAGGGGGCGAGAGGGCUGUUUAUCGUCAUUUGCUUCGGAGCGUCGGGAGAGGGUGGCAUUUUGCUUUUCCGCCCGGAGUCCUCCGGAACUCCCGGCAUCGGAGCGUGGACCACAUCUCCAGGUUUCUGGCAACCGGUGAGAAUGGGGGUAGGGAACGAACAUUUCCGCGGUAGCUGCUCAGUACAGCGAUUGUCCACCUGAGAGAGGCGUCGGACGAGCGGACCAGGGAGGCGAGUUUGCCCGGUGCCUCUCGGAUGCUGCUACUGCGGCGGCGGCCGCUCCUGCCCCGGUGCUGCAAGGGCGACCUGCCGCAUUCCGACUUCGGCUCUCCGCCGACUCAGCACUGCCCCUGCGCCAAGCCGGUCGACCAGCGUCCAUCGAUCGCCCUGGUGGGAGCUUAGAAGGCGGCAGGCGAAGAGGGGUAGGAGGGGGGAGAGCCGAGGAGAAGCACAGGGGGUGGCAGGUGCUGAACUGGCGCUGCACCUGGUCCUAGGAGGGCUCAAGGAGGGGAGGGAAGGCCAGGGCACCCCCCGAAGUGACUGCCCGGUCCGCUAGAACGCCGCUGCGUUAAGGCACCUGGAAGCAGGAAGAAAUACCCAAAAGCAAAAGGCAAAACCCCAAACCCAACCCUUGGCAAAAAGCUGCAGCCGGCCCCCUCGAGCGAGGGGGAUUCCAAAUUGAGUCAAAGGCAGGGUGGAGGGGAAGGCGACAAGAAGCGAAGUCGCCCAUCUCCCGACCUGCUGGCUUUGAAGCCCCUCCCUCCGAGCGUGGGGGAGGCUAGCCCUCCGGUGGGGGGGGCGCUCGGGUCCCCCCCACCCCUGGUCCCUCGCUUCUUCCCAGCUCGGACUCUCACCUGGCCUCCCACCCUUGCCCCCGGCUUCCACCAUGACGGUGAUGUCUGGGGAGAACGUGGACGAGGCUUCGGCCACCCCGGGCCACCCCCAGGAUGGCAGCUACCCGCGGCCGGCCGACCACGAGGACCACGAGUGCUGCGAACGCGUGGUGAUCAACAUCUCCGGGCUGCGCUUCGAGACGCAGCUCAAGACCCUGGCGCAGUUCCCCAACACGCUGCUGGGCAACCCUAAGAAACGCAUGCGCUACUUCGACCCCCUGCGGAACGAGUACUUCUUCGACCGCAACCGGCCCAGCUUCGACGCCAUCCUCUACUACUACCAGUCGGGGGGCCGCCUGCGGAGGCCGGUCAACGUGCCCCUGGACAUGUUCUCCGAGGAGAUCAAAUUUUACGAGUUGGGCGAGGAGGCCAUGGAGAAGUUCCGGGAGGACGAGGGCUUCAUCAAGGAGGAGGAGCGCCCCCUGCCCGAGAAGGAAUACCAGCGCCAGGUGUGGCUGCUCUUCGAGUACCCGGAGAGCUCCGGGCCCGCCCGGGUCAUCGCCAUCGUGUCGGUCAUGGUCAUCCUCAUCUCCAUCGUCAUCUUUUGCCUGGAGACGCUCCCCGAGCUGAAGGACGACAAGGACUUCACGGGCACCGUCCACCGCGUCGACAACGCCACGGUCGUCUACAACAACAACAUCUUCACCGACCCCUUCUUCAUCGUGGAGACGCUGUGCAUCAUCUGGUUCUCCUUUGAGCUGGUGGUGCGCUUCUUCUCCUGCCCCAGCAAGACGGACUUCUUCAAAAACAUCAUGAACUUCAUCGACAUUGUGGCCAUCAUCCCUUAUUUCAUCACCCUGGGCACCGAGAUAGCUGAGCAGGAAGGGAACCAGAAGGGCGAGCAGGCCACCUCGCUGGCCAUCCUCAGGGUCAUCCGUUUGGUAAGGGUCUUUAGAAUCUUCAAGCUCUCCCGCCACUCUAAGGGCCUCCAGAUCCUGGGCCAGACCCUCAAAGCUAGCAUGAGAGAGCUAGGGCUGCUCAUCUUUUUCCUCUUCAUCGGGGUCAUCCUGUUUUCUAGCGCAGUGUACUUUGCCGAGGCGGAAGAGGCUGAGUCGCACUUCUCCAGUAUCCCCGAUGCUUUCUGGUGGGCGGUGGUGUCCAUGACCACUGUAGGAUACGGUGACAUGUACCCUGUGACAAUUGGAGGCAAGAUCGUGGGCUCCUUGUGUGCCAUCGCUGGUGUGCUGACAAUUGCCCUGCCCGUACCUGUCAUUGUGUCCAAUUUCAACUAUUUCUACCACCGAGAAACUGAGGGGGAAGAGCAGGCUCAGUUGCUCCACGUUAGUUCCCCUAACUUAGCCUCUGACAGUGAGCUCAGUCGUCACAGUUCCUCUACUAUGAGCAAGUCUGAGUACAUGGAGAUUGAAGAGGAUGUGAAUAAUAGCAUAGCCCAUUAUAGACAGGCCAAUAUCAGGACUGGCAAUUGCACCACAGCUAACCAAAACUGCGUUAAUAAGAGCAAGCUGCUGACCGAUGUUUAAAACAGAACAGCAAGCAAGCAGACAAACUAAAAGUCUCACCUAGCGGCUCAGAAAGACUUAACACAAAAAAAACCUAGUGACUCACGUCACGCUUUGUAGAUACUUUACUAAAUGGUCUUUGAAUGCUCUAUUUAACUGUCAAUGCGUUGUGGCAUUGUGGAUUCUGGGGGUGGUGGACCAGAAGCUUUCAAGAUCUGUGAAAAAAGAAACUAUUUUCAUUUUAUUAAAAAAAUGGGAAAAGAGAGUAUUUUCUAAAACUGGCUUAAAAUAUAUUCAGUCCGUGAACUAGUCUAGGAAAAUAAGAAUCCUAUCCUUCCCUAUACUGAAACAUUUUUAAUCCUUUGGCUUCUUUAACGUUUUUUACAACUAAAAACCAAAUGACGGUUUAGAAAUAUAAAAUUAAAAUUUGCAUGGGACUCCAAUAUAAAAUCUUUGCAGACUGCACAAGGCAUCUAAGACAGUGCAUCAGAUGUAGUAUAUGAAACAUGACAUACCAGCCAAAAUGGGCAAUGAACAAUUAUUUUUAUUUUGAUCAACUGAGCUGUAUAUUAUAAGGUGUGAAAAAAAAAACAAACCCAAAAUCACUUAAGACAGGUUCACAAAGCACCUUCUAAAUCAAAUACUGGUCCUGAUCUGUAGAGAUUUCUCCUCUGCCCCAUUCUCCUAAUCUUAGAAAAAUAACUGAAUUAAAUGAAUUGAUUCAUCUGCAGUGCUGCUAAGUUCUCUCAACUGCAGAGGAGCCAAAUACAGGUCUUUUCUUACCAGGCCUGCACCCUGACCCCUGGCCUUCAGAACUGGAUGUAAAACCUUAGCCUCCUUAUUGCAAGAGAGCACAAAUGGAGUUAAAUGUAAGCAUGUUUGAAUCAGAUAACAUUUCUUUCACAAUCGCAUGACCCAGACAAUAGGGGAUAAGCUUAAGUUGAAAUUGACUCCUCUGAAAAUAGAUCCUUUUUCAUUUGCAUUCACCAAAAGUGCACUCCUCCAUUUAUUAACUAUUUUAUUAGUAAAUAAAGUACUGUAUUUAAGUGCAUAUGUUAGUCAGAUGGGAACUAUAACUUUUUGGAGCUCAAAGCAUGUACUCUUAUUCAGCAUUAUGGCCUCUUUGAUUAAGAUGUACCUUGAAUUAAGUAAUGCAUGAUUUCAGUACUGUAAAAUUAAAAAUAAUAAAAAUUACAAGUCUGUGGGAUGAAAGGCCCAACAGAAAUAAUGGGGGGUGGGGGUGGGGGGCACUCAGUCAAUUUUCCUGCCUUUGCUCAGGGAAAUGUCAGGAUUUUGUGCAGGUGUAGGCAGAAAGAGAGGACCAAUAUGCCCAUUCCUUAAAGGGAAGCUACAUGAAAAACUAAACAAAUUAUCUAGGUAUAUAUAGCAACACCUAAGAAAAAAUACUCUUUCUGGUUGAAGAUAAACACAAGCAAAACAAACAAAAAAAGGUGCAAAACUGCAUGUUUUUUGGUGCAUUCUUAGGAUGUAAAUGAAAACGUUUAUCUACUGUAUGCAUCCAAAGCAGAGCUGAUUUUUUUUUUUUUGCAGUCAUGAUUUGAAGUCUGUAGUGAUUUUGGCCCUCCCCUCAAGGCUCCCCUAGGAAACUCAACCAAUUGAUUUAAUAGUUGCUUAGUGCCUUUAUCCUGUACCCACAGUGAACUGCAGAAAGUGCCUCCACACACAGCUGAGAAGUUAGGUAACAAAAGGGGGGAAGGGUUGGGGCACAGACAUUUUUCUUUUUCUUUUUUCCAUCCUCACUCUUUCAUUUCACCACUGUGAGAAGACCUAAGCCCUGGAGAGGAGAGAUCCAGGAGUGUGCUGUCUCUCUAGCCAUCCACUGGACUUGGUCCCUUUGGUAUCCUGACACUGGAUGUGAACUGAGAGCCAUCUUUGAACUGGACAUAACCCAUUGAGCUCGUUUUUCCUCUUUUCCACCAGAGGCCAAGAUAAACUUUCAGCAAUUCUGUGUUCUAUCAAGGGCCACUCUGGACAAGCAAGGCUUCCUCAGGUCCAGAGUAGAAUUCCUGACACAUGUCCUUCUUCUUCCUUUGUUAACAACAGCACUUUGCAAAUCUCUUUGAUAGUCUGUGAGCGUUUCAGGCACUGUUGUGGAUGUGGGAACACUCAGUCCAUGGUAACUGUUCCUAGGCCUUCCUCUAGGCCCAUACCUUUCAGAUACUUUCUUUGAUGCUCCUAUGAUCCUCCCACCUGGCAGUCACUUCACAGGCUGAGCAUCUAACUUCUGCUGCCCCAGUGUCACCCAGCCUGGAGAAUGCGGGGACCCCGUGUCCAGCUGAAGGAGAGCCUCAGAACACGGGCCACUGUAGCCCCAGCUCGGCAGCUCUCCACCAAUGGAGAAGUACCCCCAGCUUUGUUAAGGACCUUGAGGGGGAAUCUUCAUUCCGCACUUAGCAUGCAGCCGCAUGCUGCUGCCUCUCUGACAUUCCUGCUCUGCUUUUUCCAGAAUUUUCCCUAUUACUUCCAUCCCUUUUUCCCUACCCUAUCCUACAACUAGCAGUGAGGCAAUCAGCCUAGAAACUGGAGUUACACCCAGGUGGGCUGACUCGAUGGAAAGAAAGAAGGCGAUUAUUUCACCUUCCUGUGUGACUUCUGUGACUCUGUGAGGUGAAGCUACGCAUGGGGUGGAAGGUGAGGGGCUGAGAACUGCACAGCAUCUGAUUACAGGGCAUUAAACCCGUCCAUGUGAUGUCUCCUCGUCUGAACCUUAACUCAACCUGGCAACCCCUCUCCUACUUGCUUAGAAGUCCCUGGUUGAGAAACAAUCGCCAACCUCCCCCCAAGUCCUCGGGGAUAUCUUGAUCUUUUAUUUCAACUUUGAGGUUUGAGGACACACAGAACUUGAAACGCUGCACUCUAUCAACAGCAAUAAUCCACUCAGCCCUGUGGGAUGGAUGGCUGGAGGAUGAGAAACUGGGACCAAGACUGACUAUGGCUCCUUGGUACACUUCCAUAGUCACACCCCGGACUGGUUGAUUCUUCUGCAUGUGAAAUAGAAAACAGCGCUGCAUGUGGUGAACCUGUCAGCCUGGGAUGGGGACAAGGUGGGCUUACGAGUUUGGGGUGGUGUGCGGAAAAUGAAUUCUGCUUAGCUCCUCUGUAGUUCAUUGCAAUGACUUCAGCGCGAUCCGAGCACAGGGAUUAUCUGUGUAGCAUAGGCAUGCGACGUUCCACAAAGCUCUCCCCCUCCGCACUGCAACGUGCUGAAAUGUCUUUGUAGACCUGACGGUGCACUUAACAAAACUGCCUAUUAUGGGAUGACUAUCUUUAUCUCAUGUUUAUUUUGUCAGGCUUUUUACCUUUUCUUCCCCUUCCUAGAUAUUGAGCGUUCAUGGCUCGUGUCCCUGAAUAUGUGUUUUCUCCAGAGGGAGAAGUCUUCUGACCUGCUGGUAGCCACCACUCAGCUCUUCCAGUGUAUUGGGGCCCUAGUUCAAUAGGGUGGCAGUGGAAGGGUUGUGCUGUUAGCCAUCCCAAAAUCUCUGAUGUGAUCUGAAUCAGAGAGACCAAAGACAUUCAUUUCCUCUGUCCUCAGAUUUAUAGAAGACAGACCUCAGCCAGGAUAGGUUUCUGUUUUUGCAUCCCCCCUUCCACAUCUGUGUACAACUCCCCUCGCUUGCCCUUGGGACUUGAGUUCUGAUCAUCAGUGAAAUCAGUUCAUUGGGAAUAUGUUAGUGGGUUAGCCUAGCGAAAUCAGGUAAACCAAUAGCAAGAUCUCCAAGAUUGUGGCCAGUGGACAGUCAUUUCCCUAAAAUGCAAUUGUAUGGCAGGUUUAGACUCCACUGUGGAAAGCUGAAGCACAGAUGGCUUCACAGUCUUGAUUCACUUGAGAAUAAAAAAAAAAAAAAAAACACAUGGAAAUGGCAAAGGAGGAAUACAUUUUUUUAAGUUGAAAUUUGGUUUAGUCCAUAAAGAUCCUUCUUCUUGUUGUGUAUAGUUACACAUUUUUCAAAUUAGUUACCAUCUAGACAUCAGCAAAAAUAAUUUCCUGAUCCCCCCUUGUUUGAUUAUAGGAGACCUCGAAACACACGCUCGUUAACAACGUUAAGUUUUAAUUCCUCGUUUGGUUGGUUAAAUUGACUAGCAAGGAGAAAGAGAACAUUAGCAGAAGGCAGUUCCCCAUUUUCUUCCAGGAAUGACUUAUUCCUGGGAGUGGUGAGAAUUGGUGGGUGGUAACCAUCCAUAGUAUAGAAUUGUUAGAAAGAAUAUAAACCGCCAAACAACCUUGUUAUCUUCCAGCUUUCUUCCCCAGCAAGAAUGAGGUCUUUUGAUGUUUAUGUUCAUUUAAAGAAGACAAAGGAACAUACUAAAAUUUUUAAGGUCAGACACAACCCAAGUUGAAUUGUGAUCUCAGGAGGUGACUUCUCAACUACCAUGCGGUGUAUUAGUACUUAUAUUUCUAUUAUGGAAUUUCAGGGUAUCUGUGAACAUGUCUAGUAUGACUCAGGUAAACUUAAAAGAAUGUACAUUACUUACCAUUUUUGUAAAGACGCAAACAGGAGCUGAAUUGUUAACCAAAAUUGUUCCAUUACCUUGGGUCACUGUGCAAACUCAUUCAGGGUAUGGAUGUAAAAUUCAGAAGCCUUGGGAUCAAAUGCCAGUCUCUUUGCUCAGGCAAAAUGACCAUGGGCUUUCUUGGGAAGUCCAGUGGGUAUGUAAAGGGUGAGGCCCUGCUGACCUCAGGGCUAUAAACUUUAAGCAGAUUAACCAUAGUCACAAUAAUUUUCAUUUAAGAGCUAACUAGGCGUUUCCUUUUUAUGAUGGGGAACUUCAAAGAGUAUAGACACAUUUAGUACCACAAUCAGAAGAAGAAAUGGUGUAAGGAAAGAAACAAAACAAAACAAAACAAAAAAUCUUCUGCAAAAUAUUCCAGGUCAAAAGUUGUCUCCUUUCCAAAACUUGCAGAAUCACCUUUCUUCUCUCCAGCGCACUGUUAAUGGGACUGUUUGUGCAGCAGCUGUAAGUAGACAGCAUGAACUCUAUGUGACAUACCUCUAAUAUUAAAGUAUCACUGAGGUUAAGAAUAAAAAUUGAGUUAAAGUGCACCAUCAGGACAACAAAUCAUUUAAGCUGAAAAGGUACUAUUUUAUUUCUUGAGUUUGCCAGUUGCUUCCACCUGGAGUUAAGGAUAUGUCUCAUCUUCACCUGCUGUGCAUUUCCCGUCCCCCCUACUGUUCAAUAUGUCAGGUCAAGGACAGUGAAUGUUAUAAUAGGAAUCGAGACCCUAAUUGAUGCGCAUAGUUUUCAUCUAUGCAAUUUUACUUGCUUCUGUCACUUUAUGAUCUGUUCACAUUUGGCAUCAAUUAAAGAUAAUUUUUAAGGAUCUUA